AUGAAUCAGGUACAAUGCCGAAUAUUUUCGAACACCUUCAACCCCCAGGGCCUUCGUCUGGGAAACAAGGUCCUACGACAGAGAUUAAAGGGACCGGCUCUGGCAUCUUACUAUCCCCGUAAGAUGGCGACAUUUCAGGAUCUUCAAAAAGCAUAUCCGGAUUGGGAAACCUUUGACGAGGAGCAAGAGGACCGUAUCGAGAAGCUCAAGCUUCUCAAAGCAAGAGGAAAGGGAGCGCCAAAGAAGAAGAAGACUGCAGAGGAAUCGAAAAAGUUUAAAGGGAACAAGAAGCGUGCGGCAGCAGUAGCGGCGGGUCUAGCAUAA
Glarea lozoyensis ATCC 20868 is the source of this 324-nucleotide messenger RNA. RefSeq lists its product as uncharacterized. The transcript has 3 exons. Gene Ontology annotation, cellular component: mitochondrion. NCBI's taxonomy places the organism in Eukaryota, Fungi, Ascomycota, Leotiomycetes, Helotiales, Helotiaceae. Bases 1 to 324 code for a protein of 107 amino acids. The record is from RefSeq and is a predicted model, not a curated record.